This is a messenger RNA of Rotaria sp. Silwood1, 612 nucleotides long. Lineage: Eukaryota; Metazoa; Rotifera; Eurotatoria; Philodinida; Philodinidae. The record is from the annotation of a GenBank genome assembly.
AUGAAUGAAAUUAUAAAUGAAUAUCAUGAAGAAUUAAAAAUAAAUUUAAAAAAAAAUACAAAUACAAUGGAAAAUAUUAUUCAACAAAAUCCAAUUUUAUCUCAAUCGAAUCAAGAUUCACGAUUAAAUCGUUCAUUAGAAACAAGUCAAUUUGUUGCGGUUGCUGCAUCUAUUAAUUUAAAAAAUCUUCUUUCUUAUCAAGAUGUUAUGAAUGCAAUUGAACGUGAUUAUCAUUUACAUGAAGGACAAGAACGUGGAAUAAUUAUGAAAUUAUGGUUAAAAGGACAAACAAUGAUUGCAAUUUUACAACGUUUUAGAUAUUUAUUACAAGAUCUUAAUAUAGAUGAUAAAGAUUUUUCUGAAGGAUUAAAACAAAUACGUGAAAAACUAAAUUAUGCUCAUCGUGAUGUAUAUUAUCUUCAAGAAAAAAAUCUUAUACUUGAAAAUCAAAAUAAUUUUCUUGAAAAUGAAUUUAAACGACAAUUAGAUAAAAUAAUUGAAGAAAAAAAUGAACAUAUUAAUCGACUUAUACAUGUUAUUGAUCAAACAUAUACACGAUCAACUCAAAUAAAUAAUCAUAUUAAUGAUGAAUAUUAUUCAUCAAGUAAAUAA